Cylindrotheca closterium is the source of this 936-nucleotide messenger RNA. The record is from the annotation of a GenBank genome assembly. Lineage: Eukaryota; Bacillariophyta; Bacillariophyceae; Bacillariales; Bacillariaceae.
AUGAAAAGUAAUCUCCUUUGUGUUGAUCAACUUCAAGAUUUUGGUAUAAUUAUGAAUGAUGUGCCCCUCCAACGUCUGAAACGCGAAGAUCGCAAUCAAUAUUCGCAUUCCAUUAUUGAUGAAAACUCGGGAUUACAUAUCCCGAUGGACUUCCUGAACCCUAUCAGCUUCUUUGCUUGUCGCAGACCUGCGCUGUCUGAACUUGAUGAAUAUGUCUCGGUGGAAAUGACCACUUCCGUCCCUUGGGAACCUUAUGACCCGGAAUCCUCUCGCAUCGAACAAAAUCUACGACGUGAAUAUCAAGGAGACAUUGCCACUCAACAAAUCUAUUCUGUUGACCGCUCUGAUCCCAACUACCGCUCUAUUUGCCCACUCGCUCUUCCCAUCGCUUUAGGGGACAGAGUUGAGGCGACCAUCAAUGGUGUUAAAACCGAUGGCAAGAGCUAUUUGGUCAAACCUGAACAACUUGCGCAAAGAUGGCGAAUCAGCCUUGAAUGUGCCUGUCGCACUCUCAAGAAAACAACCCAGCGUGCUUUGCGGGACUGGACUAAAGUCAAAGGCUCAAGACGAUUUCGCCCCACUCAAUUCCAACUUGAAUAUCCUAGGUUGCGUGCUGAUAUUUGGGCCAAUAUCAAACAAGGCCCCUGUGUUUCUGCUGAAGGAAAUAAGUAUGUUGCUGUCUAUGCUGCUGCCUGUCAAUGGGCCCGUGGCUACGCUUUGAAGAAAGAAUCUGAAGUGAGCAACUUGCUCAAGGAAGUAUUUCGUGAUAUUGGCUCUCCAAGAGUUCUCCGACCUGAUGAUGCUCAAUCGUUGACUGCUGGAGAAUUUCAAAUAAGGCCCAGGUUCCAAUACAUCCUAGCGAGCCUUACAAUCCUGAUCAGAACCUUGCUGAAGAUUGUAUUUGUGAAGCAACAAAAAUGUAUGUUUGUUUUAUGA